UACUAUCUGAAUACUGCAAAGCUUUUCUGUUGCAAUUUUCUUUUUAAAUUGAAAACAGUCAUGAAACUUUGGUGCUGGCAGCAGUUGUGCUGCUGCUGUGGCUGUGCGGCCCCUUCUCUCUGCUGUAGAUGUCUCCCAACAGCAAAGCAAUCCACUGGCACCCGUGUCAUGUAUUCACUUUACUUUCUGUUCAUUACUAUUAUUUCUCUCAUCAUGAACUCAAAAAGAAUAAAUGCUUACCUUGAAAAACAAGAAUUUUACUUUCAAGCUUGCAAAGAAGUUGAGAAAACACAUGUUAAAUGUGUUGACCUAAAUGGCAAGUUUGCUGUCUACAAGAUCUGCAGCGGGAUGGCUUGCUUCUUCUUCACCUUCAGCAUUCUAACAUUUAAGAUCAAAAACAGCUGUGAAUGUCGAGCAUUGUUGCAUAAUGGUUUCUGGCUUUUCAAAUUCUUACUUUUGCUGGUGUGCUGCUUUGGGACUUUCUACAUACCAGACAGAGAAACCGUACACAAAGUGCUUUUUUACGUUGGAGCAGUUGGAGCGCUGAUGUUUAUAAUGGUUCAGAAUAACCAGAUGGCUGCAUUUGCUCGUAAUGUAAAUGAGUUUUGGAAGGAAUUGGCAAAGAAUAACUGUCUGUGGUACAUUCCCUUGUCCAUAGUUACCUUACUUCUCGUUGUCUUUGCUUUUGGAGGAUUUGCCUUUUUGUUGAUCCUUUACUAUCAAACAGACACCAGAGCUUUUAUUUUCUUAAUCGUCAACUUAUCAUUUUGUGUUUUCCUUGUUUUCUUGUCUUUGUUUAAAAGAAGGAGUCCACAGUCAAAUCCAUUGCAGUUAGGAACAAUAUGUGCAUAUAUUUUCUACCUCACAUUUUCUUCAAUUCAGAGUCACGGCAUCACAAUAAAAGAACCUGAUGUCUCACAGAAAGACUACGCAUCAAAUCUACAUAAGACGUGGGAGAAAUACCUUGAGUAUUUUGACUCAUCUACGCAAGAAACCAUGGUUAAGACAGUGGGCAGCCUGAUAAUGUUUGCCUGUGUUUUGCUCUUGUGUGUAAACACGGCAGCACAAGAGAAACAAAUGAAAGGCAUUCUUUCCCCUACAUUUGCAGUAAGUAGAAAGCAAAAAAAAAAGCAUCAUGCUAUAUGUGUUGGCAUCGCUUAG
Erpetoichthys calabaricus (reedfish) is the source of this 1161-nucleotide messenger RNA. RefSeq names its product serine incorporator 5-like. The transcript has 11 exons. Bases 61 to 1161 code for a protein of 366 amino acids. Gene Ontology annotation, cellular component: membrane. Lineage: Eukaryota; Metazoa; Chordata; Cladistia; Polypteriformes; Polypteridae. The record is from RefSeq and is a predicted model, not a curated record.